Messenger RNA from Brassica rapa (field mustard), 3361 nucleotides. Its product is annotated as putative disease resistance protein At4g10780. NCBI's taxonomy places the organism in Eukaryota, Viridiplantae, Streptophyta, Magnoliopsida, Brassicales, Brassicaceae. Gene Ontology annotation, molecular function: ADP binding; protein binding. The record is from RefSeq and is a predicted model, not a curated record.
UGGAGAUUUUGUGGCUUUAGUUUUAGAUUUUAUAGGUGUAUAAUUAUUUUCAAAUUUUGAAAACACUAAAUAUAAAACUGUAGAAAAAUUGAUUUAUAAACCAAUCUAUUUCCUUUCUAAGAUUUUUGGUUGUAGUUUUAGAUUUUUUUAAUAAAGCAUCUUUGGUAAUAAAAUUGGCGGUAAAAAAAAUUAAAAUCCGUUCAAAGCACUUACCGUUCGUCCCCAAAGUCAUGAAUUCGCUAGCGUCUAUAAUUGAUUGACAAGGACAAGUUUAUAUUAUACGAACAAGACCAAAGCCUGCUUGCUACUUUAGUUUCUGUACGUUCUUAUAGAGAUAAGGUUAACCUCCACCCCUCAAUAUGGAAGUUAUUCCAUCUCCUUAUCUCUAUAGUUCUUGAGAUUCAACGAAUGCUUAGUAUUCUUCUUCUUCUUUCCAUUUUGUUCUUCUCUUACUUUUUUCUUCUGUUGAAACACGAUGGGGAACGUACUUUCAAACGGCUUUCAAGCUGCAACAAGUUUUUUUCUUGAAAAGGCCAAGUAUAUACUCGAACUGGAAGAUAAUCUUGAGGCUUUGCAAGAGGUUGCGAGACGCCUCAAAGCAAUGAAGGAUGACUUGCAGAACCAACUCGAGAUGGAAGAACGAAAAGGUUUGCGAGCGCUAGAAGAAAUUAAGGUAUGGCUUUCAGAAGUCAAAGCCAUCCAACCAAAGGUCACUAAACUGCUUGAAGAUAGGACUUCAGAAAUCGAAAGAUUGUCUAUGUACGGGUACUGCUCCAGCAACUUCCUUUUAACAUAUCAUUAUGGUAAAAAUGUAUUUGAAACGUUGGAGAAAGUACGAAGUAUUUUGUCCUCAAAACCUUGUGGCGAGGUGGUGGCUAGGAGGAUUCUUCCACCUGGUGUAAAUGAUAUAGACACUCAACGCACAGUCGGUUUAGAGAAGACGCUCGAAGAUGCAUGGAGCCUUCUCAUGGAGAAGGAAGUUGGAAUCUUGGGUAUUUACGGUAUGGGUGGAAUAGGGAAGACCACACUUCUCAAACAAAUCAAUGAGAAGUUACUUGAAAAAAAAGAUGAGUUUGGGGUGGUGAUAUUUGUAGUGGUGUCUCAAAACCUACAAGUUGAAAAGAUCCAAAAGGAGAUCGGUAAAAGACUAGGCCUCUGUGACGAGGAGUGGGAGAAAAAAGACCAAAAGGAGAAAGCCACUUGUAUAAAAGAAGUUCUUACAAGUAAAAGAUUCGUUAUGUUGUUAGAUGACAUAUGGGAGAAAGUGAAACUACAAGAGAUUGGGAUUCCAUUUCCCUCAGCAGAUAAUGGAAGCAAGGUUGUGUUUACCACUCGCUCGAAAUACGUUUGUGGGCGUAUGGGAGCUCAUGACUUGGAAGUCAAGCAACUAGACCAGAAGAAUGCUUGGGAACUAUUCCGGCAGAAAAUUAGAGGUACCACACUAGACAGUGAUCCAAAGAUCCUCGAGCUAGCAAAACAAAUAUGUGCGAAAUGUAAAGGCUUACCACUUGCACUCACCGUUAUUGGGGAAACAAUGUCCUACAAAACGUCAGUACGUGAGUGGCAGUGUGCGAUUGAUGAUCUGGAUUCAAAUGCCGACAACUAUCCAGAAGUUAGAGAUGAGAUUCUUAAAAUUCUCAAGCUUAGCUAUGAUGAUCUUAAGGACGAGACAUUACAGCAAUGUUUCCAGUAUUGUGCUUUAUUUCCAGAAGAUAAAGAAAUUUAUAAAGACGAGUUGGUCGAGUACUGGGUAUCCGAAGGGAUCAUAGAUGGAGAUGGAGAGAGAGAAAGAGCUAUGAACCAGAGUUAUAAGAUAAUCGGUAUCCUCGUUAGUGCAUGUCUAUUGAUGCCUGUUGACACUUUAGACUUUGUAAAAAUGCAUGAUGUGAUUCGCCAAAUGGCUCUUUGGGUUGCGUCUAAUUUUGGGAAAGAGGAAGAGAAAUUUAUCGUCAAGACAGGAGCUGGACUGCAUCAGAUGCCUGAGGUUAGGGACUGGAAUGCGGUGAGAAGGAUGUCACUGGCAGAAAAUGAGAUUCAGAACAUCGCCGGGGAUGUAUCCCCGGUGUGUCCUAACCUGACCACAUUGUUGUUAAAAGACAACAAGCUGGUGAACAUCUCAGGUGAUUUUUUUCUAUCGAUGCCUAAGUUAGUGGUUUUGGAUCUAUCUAACAACAAAAAUCUAACCAAGCUGCCAGAAGAGGUUUCAAAGUUAGUGAGCUUGCGAUUUCUUGACUUAUCACAUACAAGUCUAGAGAACUUGCCUGUAGGAUUGGGAAAGUUGAUUCAGUUGAGAUAUUUUUAUUUGACAGGCGUACGAACUCUUGAAAGCAUCAGUGUGAUAUCAAGUUUGGUAAAUAUAGAAAUGCUAUUCUUACAUGAAGGUACUUUUUUAAGUCUGGAGUUGAUAGAGGAUAUAAAGUUACUGAAGAAUUUGAAAGGCUUGGGAGUAAGUAUCAAUGAUGUGGUUGUUUUAGAACGUCUUUUAAGUAUCCCCAAAUUGGCUAGAUGUAUCGAUGCUAUAUCACUGGAUGGAGUUGUAGCAAAAGACGGUCCGUUGCAGUUUGAAACGGCUAUGACUAGCCUUCGCUAUAUCAUGAUAGAAAGGUGUAUCAUCUCUGAUAUAAUGGAUCAUACGAGAUAUGGAUGCACAAGUACAAGUGCCAUAUGCUUCCAAAACCUCGGCUAUGUCAACAUAUCUGUCGUCAGUUGUAUACAGGAUUUGUCGUGGUUAAUCUUUGCUCCGAAUCUUGCGGUUGUAUUCGUAGAGGGGCCAUCACCGGAGUUGCAAGAAAUUAUAAGCAGAGAAAAGGUCUGUGGUAUACUAAACAAGGGGUCGAGUAUUGUACCGUUUAGAAAACUACAUACGAUUUACUUAGAAGAUUUGGAGGAACUGAAGAGUAUCUACUGGGAACGGUUGGAAUUGCCAAGUCUGAAGAGAAUGGAAAUAAAAUACUGUCCAAAGCUGAAAAAGCUUCCAUUAAGCAAGGAGAGGGCAUACUACUUUGACCUACAUGAAUACAAUGAAGAAUGGUUUGAAACACUUGAGUGGGAAGAUGAAGCUACUGAAGAAUAGGUGGAUCAAUCCGUAUCAGGUUCGCUCUCAAAAUGGACAUACAACUACACAUCUCAAAGCUUCUGAGACAACCCAUUUGUUGAGUUGCAACGUUUGUCUUCAGCUCUCCUGUAAUUGUAUCGUAUUAUCUUUUCUCAUGUUAUGAUUUUUUUGAAAUUUGGUGUGAAGAAACUUGUGUGCGCCUUGUGUGUUUUUCUUUUCUUCUUUCUGAGGCUUUAUAGACACAAGUGUGAGUGAUACCUCAAAACACUUUGUACCAAAAUUAAAUAAAAUUGUUGUGUGAUGCUG